Messenger RNA from Nematocida ausubeli, 1689 nucleotides. RefSeq lists its product as uncharacterized. Bases 1 to 1689 code for a protein of 562 amino acids. The transcript has a single exon. Gene Ontology annotation, molecular function: thiosulfate-cyanide sulfurtransferase activity; nucleotidyltransferase activity; URM1 activating enzyme activity. Gene Ontology annotation, cellular component: cytoplasm. The record is from RefSeq and is a predicted model, not a curated record. NCBI's taxonomy places the organism in Eukaryota, Fungi, Microsporidia.
AUGAAAUUUGCAAAGAGCAUGCAGAGCCAGAAAGAUAAACUUGCAGACACCACAGACUCGCAGACAUUUGUUAUCCACAGUGAAAUAAAGCCGGAUCAGAAGAAGAUUUUUGGGCCAGGCUAUAAACAGGAGGGUGCUGAGAACGGGCUGUCCACACUAAAGAAUAAAGCAGGCCAAGAAACAGAAAAUAGACCAGUGUAUAAUAGCAGCCCAGUCAAGACAGUGGAAGAAAACACAGAAAACGAGAAAAAGAUUCAGAUUGACAGCAAAACAUCACAAAACAUGCACAACACCGAAUUGUCCAGUGCAUUGGAAAAGGAGCACACCGAAGAGAAUCCUCUUCCUUUAUCAUACAUAGACCGGUACUCUAGGCAGAUGGUAAUUAAAGAAAUAGGAGUAGAGGGGCAAAGGAAAAUAAAAACAAGCAGGGUGCUAGUUGUAGGAGCUGGUGGUUUGGGUGCGCCUGCUCUUAUGUACCUAGCAGCAAUGGGCGUUCAGAAGAUAGGAAUUUCUGAUUUUGAUGUAGUUGAAGAGUCCAACCUUAACCGGCAAGUACUAUACAGAGAGUCAUCUAUAGGCAAGUAUAAGGCAAAGGAGGCCGUGCAAAGUCUGACAGGCCUGUGCUCAUCUUCUGAGUAUACAUCGCACCCGAAGAUCACAAGUGAAAAUGUGUGGGACAUAUGCUCGUCAUAUGACUUAGUAAUGGACUGCGGAGACAACAGAUCCCUGCGCUAUCUACUCAGCGACUGCUGCAAGCUGCGAGGCAUUCCAUAUAUAUGCGGGUCGUCUUUGCGAUGGGAAGGGCAUGUGUAUACGUUUAACAGGCUGUGCUAUAGAUGCGUUCAUCCUGUGAUAGGAACAUAUGCAAGCGGCAGCUGCUCAUCUGCAGGAAUAAUAGGAAGUAUGUGCGGCGUAGUGGGAUCUUUAAUGGCGACAGAGGCAAUGAAGGCAAUUAUUGGCAUUGGGGCAAGUGACAGCUUGGUCUAUAUUAAUGGGCUGAAGAAUGAGUUUAUGAACUUGUCUCUUAAUAAGAAGCUGUGCACUCUCUGCAAAGAAGCCCCUCAUCUGACGCGUAUGCAAAGAAUUGAGAGAAUAGCCAAAGAGAAUCAGAUCUUGGAGGAAAAAGAGAAAGAACUAAACACAUGCUUAAUAAGUGAUCUAGUGGAAAAGAUGCAGGAUAUUGACAUAAGUAAAAUACAGGAGAGUGCAAAAAACAGCAAACUUCCUUUCUCGGAUAGUAGUGCAGAAAGCAUUGGCAUGACACCAGAUACCACACCAGCAGAUAAAAAGGAAAACAAGGAUCAAGAACUACUAAGUGAUACCUCCACCGAUAAAAAUGAGAGAAAUUGUCUGACAAGUCUAGAAGACGAAGUGUGCUGGAGUGUGGUUUUUUCCUCGCCUGAGAAGUACUUUAUUGUAGAUACACGCUCUAGUGCCGAGCAUAAAAUUGUCUCAAUUCCUAACUCUUAUUUAUAUCCGUUAAGCAGCAUUGUUGAUAAUCCCAAAAAGGCACGCGACUGCAUCCAUAGAAAAGCAUCUGGAAGAAAGGUAGUGCUAUGCUGCAGAAAUGGAAGCACCUCAAGAAGGUUUGUGUUUAUAUUUGGAGCACUAAGUGCUGUAGGAGGAAUCCAGGAGUAUAUCAAGCAGGUGCAAGAAAUAGGAAGUAGGGCUACUUCAUGCAAAAAGUAA